UAAAAAUCAAACAAAUUAGAAAAAUAAACAAAAAAACUUAAAGAAAAAAAGUAUUUUUAAUGAUUUUCGGCGAAACUUAAAGCAAAAUUAGAAAUUGUGGCGCUAACUAGAAGCAAAUAGCGAAAUAAAAAAUUAAAAAUUAAAAACUAAAACUAAAUUAAAAAACAAAAAACAUUUCAUUUCCCAAAAUCUUUAAAAGCUAUAUUUAAAACACACAGCGCGGCGCUAUCAACGAUUAUUGAUUCGACGUUUACAACAACAACAGCGACUCGUGGUGCUGUGUCUUCAUACACUUGCUCAAUAAACAUAUGUAAACGCAACAGACAACAAAAACAACAAGCGCUCGAAUAGCAACAACAACAACAACAACCACAAUAAUUAAUAUCACCAACACAACAACAGCGGCAAACAGAAUACGCGAAAAAUGGGUGACGAACAAGAAGAACGCACCUUCAAGGAGAAGAUGCUCUUCUACACCACUGCCUUCUUCAUACUACUCGGCACAUUCAGUAUGUUUGCAUUCCUCUUUCUCGUGCCGUUUGUCAUAGAGCCCGCCUUCACGACGAUCUUCAUGCAAUUCGAAGAGGUGCCCGCCUUGUGUGAAACCUACGAUGUGGAGACAUAUUUCGGCGCCAAGAAUUGCUCGUGGGCGUCAUGUCGCGAGGGCUGCACAAAGGAUAUUUACACUUGUACGCAGAUACGCGUCAAUUAUCGACUGAAUUUGUACAAUUACACAGAUGAAUUCAAUUUCACCGAAUAUCACAUUAAUUUGGCCGAAGCGGAACGUGAAUUGCCGCCGGUCAAGCGUACCGAUCGCUAUGAGCGCGCCAUACGCGAUUAUGAUUAUGAUGCGGCCACGAGUGAUGCCGCCAAGGCGAAUCAAGUGGUAGAUGUACCGGCGGCGGCGGCAUUAAUGUCCAGCCCCGCAGUGGCGCUGGCCGCUGCAGCGGCGGCAUCGGCGUCGACGACAAGCGAGCAAGUACGACUGAAUACGAUCAGUUUCGGCGGUGAGAGUGCCGGCAUUGGUGACGGUACGAGUGGCUAUCUCGUCGAUGAGGAGCCGCUAGACGAUGAUAUGAGCGGUGCACCCGGUAGUAUACUCUUCAAUGAGGAACGACAUCCCUUCGAUGAGAUCUCCGAAUUGAAUGAGGGUCUGAUGGGUAAUAAUUCGAUGUAUUUCUAUGUGGGCGCACGUCUCUUUCCCAACGUUAAGGGUUGUGGUUAUCCGCCUAUGCUGAAUUGUACAAUUUGGUUGAAACGCUAUACGAAGAUUGGUAUUAAGUUUCCGUGCUAUUAUUCGAAAGUCGAUCCAAGUUUGGUGAUAAGCGAUUUGGAUUAUUGGCAGAACACAUUGAAUCUGAUCUAUUCGAUGGCCAUACCAAUACCAUCGUUUAUUAUAUCGGUGAUAUACCUGACAUAUGCAUACUUCAAAAUCUAUAAUGAGGAUGAAGAAACGGCGCCGCUCGAUAAGAAUGCCGAAGAUAUGGAUAUUGAUGAGGGUGAGGUGGACGAGAGUGAUGGCGCUGCGUUGGCUAACAAUGCUGCCGGCAGUCAGAUCAUCAAUAUGGACUCGACGACGGGUGAGAGUUGCGUGGAUGUGGUACUGCCGAAUGGUGGUCCCGGCAUGACGACCUCUAUAUCGCAGGGCGGUUCGGUCACAACGCCCGGUCAAUAUUUGGCACAAUCGCCGGGCGAUUCACAAAUGACGCCCAAUUCCGAUAUGAAUUCGUUCGGUCAUCAGCUUAAAGUGCAAAUGGCGGACGAAAUGUCGCGCGACUCAUUGGAAAAUGGUGUGCUGUCAACAUCGAACUCGGUGCAGGGAAACUUGAGCAAGACGAUGACGACGAGUAUCUCAACUCCGCCUGGGCCGACAGCAGCAGUUUAAAACGCAAAGUCCACGGCAUGGAUAAUGUACGUUUUCGCAUUGGACAAUGAAAUGUGUGCGCACCAAAUAUUUAGCUUUUAAAAGUCUCAGCUCUCGUACGAAAUUACCAUUAAAUGAUACUAAUUAUAACAAAAGCAAUUAGCUAAUAUCACAUAUGUACGUACAUAUGUACGUACUUACAUACAUAUGUAUGUAUGCAUAAGAGUUAGGCAUUCUAGUAUGCAGCACAAGCAAACUCACACAAAAGACAAUGCAAUAAAUUUCAUAAUUAAUAAGUGAACAACACACACACACACUAAAACAAAGGGAACUAGCAAAAUACAAACAUACC
Bactrocera tryoni is the source of this 2216-nucleotide messenger RNA. RefSeq names its product protein tipE (gene tipE). Bases 425 to 1885 code for a protein of 486 amino acids. Gene Ontology annotation, biological process: regulation of sodium ion transport. Gene Ontology annotation, molecular function: sodium channel regulator activity. The record is from RefSeq and is a predicted model, not a curated record. NCBI's taxonomy places the organism in Eukaryota, Metazoa, Arthropoda, Insecta, Diptera, Tephritidae. The transcript has 2 exons.